ACGAGGUCAUAGUUCGAGGCGAGUCAGAGUUUAAGUUGUUGGCUGUUGCCAGGAGACAACAGUACGCACGUGAGCUACAGGUCUUUUCGCCUAAAAAUGACUAAAAUGUUAAUAAUAUAGCCGCACAUUAGCAUUAUGAAAUGGACCUGCCACGUUUGGAAACAUGCUAAUGAUCCGACUCGAUUGAACAACGGCACCAUACAUAUUUCAAACCCGGAAGUGUUGUUCAGCUAGCUAGCAUGCUAGCUUGUAGCAGCUAGCCAGCCCCCAGACACCAUGAGUGACAAAUUCGGCCCGAUGAACUACAACAACGCCCGGAAGCAUCUGUCUAUCUCCAUUCCGUCGUCCAGUGAGGUCACGAUGUCUCCGCACAUCAAGUCUGUGGAGGAGCUGAGAGUGCUGGGCAUCAACCUGAGCAGCUUCAACACAGCUACCCAGUUCGGCAUCUGCAUUGCGGGCAUCUUCCUCUUUCACCUCCUCUAUGGGUACUUACAGGAGCUAAUAUUUUCCAUGGAGGGUUUCAAGCCCUUUGGAUGGUACCUCACCCUUGUACAGUUUGGGUUCUACUCCCUGUUUGGACUGGUGGAAUUGCAGCUCACACAGGACAAACGGAGAAGAAUACCAGGGAAGACGUACAUGAUCAUAGCAUUUCUAACGGUGGGGACCAUGGGCCUAUCAAACACCUCACUGGGUUACUUGAAUUAUCCUACACAGGUCAUCUUCAAGUGCUGCAAACUCAUUCCUGUCAUGAUAGGAGGGAUAUUCAUUCAAGGGAAACGGUACAAUCUGGCUGAUGUAUUGGCUGCUCUCUGUAUGAGCCUGGGACUCAUCUGGUUCACUCUAGCUGACAGUAAAGUCGCACCCAACUUCAAUGCAACAGUUUUAGGUGUCCUCCUCAUCUCUUUGGCUCUGUGCGCUGACGCUGCCAUUGGGAACGUGCAGGAGAAAGCCAUGAAGCUCCACAAUGGUUCCAGCUCUGAAAUGGUUUUAUAUUCCUAUUCCAUCGGUUUUGGGUACAUAUUGACAGGCCUGUUUGGUGUGGGUGGAUUGGGACCAGCAGUGGCCUUUUGCUCUCAGCAUCCUGUGAUGACAUACGGUUAUGCAUUCUUCUUCUCUCUCACGGGAUACUUUGGCAUUUCAUUUGUGCUGGCCUUGAUCAAACUCUUCGGAGCCCUGGUCACAGUCACGGUGACGACCGGACGUAAGGCGAUGACGAUUAUCCUAUCCUUUAUGUUCUUCUCAAAGCCUUUUACUUUUCAGUACAUAUGGAGUGGCCUUUUAGUUCUGUUGGGCAUUUUCCUGAAUGUUUACAGCAAAAACAAAGACAAGAUGAAGCUGCCAUCUUUGGCUGACCUCAGGAAUAUGGUUCUAACAGGGAAGAAAGUCAGGCUGCUAUCACAGAACGUGUAGUAAGAGGGACCUGUCGGGAUAAACAGACGUUUUCUAACGUUCCUAUCUAACAUGGACCUCAUAGCGGGUGGCCUCCUAAUGCAUUUGAAGGCCAUAGAGCCCCACCCAUAAACAUUCCCAGGAGGAGAACAUGGAUACAGUGCACCUACGAGACUCUGAAAUGGAAGCUGGCCUCUUAGCUAACCUUAAUAGCACAGUUUUGCACUGUAAGUGACUAUGACUUUAGGCUGUGCAAGGCGAAGGGGGACGAGACGGUUGAAAGAUAAGCUAUAGACUUUUAUGGAACUGAUCAUGUCCCGAAAUUGAAUGUUUAUUUUCACCUGCAUGUGCCAGAAGACAAAAAAAAAAAGGUUUUACUCAAUCAUUGUCUAUGAAAUGUCUUAUGGUUUAUUUGUCAUUUAUAUCCAAUUGUACAAAAUAGCGCUCAGCGGCACAGUGAAAUCUUGUCAUGCUCCAUAUUUGCGAACAUUUAUUUUGGUGAAAGGUUAGCUCUUUUUACAUUAAAAACAAACUGGGAAGUUUAUCCCAAAUG
Messenger RNA from Salmo salar (Atlantic salmon), 1942 nucleotides. NCBI's taxonomy places the organism in Eukaryota, Metazoa, Chordata, Actinopteri, Salmoniformes, Salmonidae. The record is from RefSeq and is a predicted model, not a curated record.